Planococcus citri (citrus mealybug) is the source of this 5709-nucleotide messenger RNA. RefSeq names its product neuroglian-like. The transcript has 24 exons. Gene Ontology annotation, molecular function: protein binding. The coding region runs from base 476 to 5539 and encodes 1687 amino acids. Gene Ontology annotation, biological process: axon guidance; cell-cell adhesion. NCBI's taxonomy places the organism in Eukaryota, Metazoa, Arthropoda, Insecta, Hemiptera, Pseudococcidae. Gene Ontology annotation, cellular component: axon; plasma membrane. The record is from RefSeq and is a predicted model, not a curated record.
UUUUUUUCAAUCGAUUAGUACUUUAACAUGUCGCUUCUGAUAACAACGACAGUCCGAAAGUUUUGAAUUCGAAUUUUCUCAUACGUAAAUUUCGCUAUUUUAUAACACCUACUUAUAUUUUUUGUUCUAUGCUAAUUGCAAUUUUUUUUUCUUUAUAAAAUGUAAAAAAACACAUAGCAGUAGCCGGAUACUGAUUUCAUUAUCAUGCAUUUUAAAACGCAACUACAAUAUUUAUUAUAAAAUAAUUCAACCCAACAAUGGAGCGUUCAAAUUUCGUGGAAUAAUCGUCAUAGAAAGAGUUAUUCGCUCUUUAUCAGAUUUAUUUUUGAUAUACCCGCUCAAUGCUCAUCCGCUGAAUACAGUUUACGUAAUUUGAUUUACAAAUAAUGCGUUGCCCAGAUAACAAAAAAAAUAUAUAGUAGAACUUGAAUUCAUUUGUGUAAAAUUGAACAAGCCGAUAAGUAAUGAAUUCGCGAUGAAUUCGAUAGUGAGAUUUAUUGUUUUUCUAUCGGUGAUAAUUUUCGUAUUCGAGACGCGUCCUGUUUUGGCAGAAACAAAGUCACCUCCUUACUUCGUCAAGCAACCUACCACCAAAGAAAUACUGUUUUUCGUACAGACCGACGACUCCACAGAACGACUUUUCGAGAUCCCUUGCGAAGCCAAAGGAAUCCCUGAGCCAGAUUAUUUUUGGACCAAAAAUGGUCAACUUUUCAACUGGACCUCCGAAGGCAAUCGCAUUUCCCAGAAACCUGGCAAUGGGACGCUGAUUAUACGUAAUACCAAAGUCAGCGAUGCUGGCCAAUAUCAAUGUUUCGCCGAGAAUAUUUGGGGUAUCGCUACUUCGAAUUCGGUAAUUGCUCGUAGAAUUGAGUUGGAAUCGUUUAGAGACGAGAUUCCAGUCGCGAAAAAAGUAACCGAAGGUCAGCCUUACAAUUUAACCUGUAAGGCUCCAGGUGGAUAUCCCAAGCCGAACGUUAACUGGUUGAUACAGGAUUACAACGGCAAAGUGAGUGGAAUCGACGACCCUCGAAUCACCGUCGAUCCAGAAGGAACUUUAUGGUUUUCGAGUAUCGCCCCAGAAGACGCUGUUGAAGAUUCGGUUUACUCGUGUGCAGUUACAUCACUCUACAUAAGCGAAGUAAAAACUGGAAGCAAAGUCAUACUACAGGUAGAACCAGCAGAUCCUCCCCAAGAGAUUGAAACUGCUCCAAUACUACAAUACGUCAGUAAAACAGAACAAAUAGCUACAUACAAUCAGAAAAUUCGACUAUACUGCAUAUUCGGUGGAAACCCUUUGCCCACCAUAACCUGGUACAAAAACGGAGAACUGUUGAAAUUUCGAACCGGUACUUUAUCCAAAGACAAUGGUAAAAGCAUAGAAAUAAAACGAGUCAUCUCAUUGGACGAGGGAAACUAUACUUGUGAAGCUAGCAACGGCCACGGUGACCCAAUAUCGCACACAAUCGAUUUGAAAGUUCUAGUGGAACCACGUUUCGUCAAGAAACCAGAAAGCGUAACUAUCGACGAACAAGAGACUGUCGAAUUUCACUGCCAAGCUACAGGAAUUCCACAGCCAGAGAUCAUCUGGACACACAAUGGAAAACCUUUAUCCGAAGCUCCAUCGAAUCCCAGACGCAGCAUUUCUGAUAAUUCCAUCGUUAUUGAGGGGCUUUGGAAAAAUGAUACUGGAAAUUAUGGAUGCAACGCGACCAACAGCGUGGGUUAUGUGUAUCAAGAUGCAUUCGUCAAUGUUCUCGCCGAGUCACCAAAUAUCACCGAAUUUCCUCGAGAUGAAGAAAUUAUCGAAGGUAGCACAGUGACGAUGAAAUGUCGUGCCGAAGGAUCACCCAAGCCUCGAAUAAUUUGGAUGAGAAAUGAGGUAGAAUUAGUUGGUGGCCGAUUUACCACAACGAAAAGUGGAGAUCUAACGAUAACCACUGCCACAUUCAGUGAUAUUGGAGAAUACACAUGCUCCGCACAAAACAAAAUUUCAUCUAUACAAAGGACAUUACAUCUAGAUGUUCGAAGUCGAACAAAAAUAGAUCUCCCACCUGAUUCCUUCGCAAUUGAAGUACCAGCAGGACAACCCGCCAUACUAAAAUGUGUGGUAAUAGCGGAUCCGGCAUUAGAUUUCAAUACUAUCUGGUCUAGAAAUGAACAAUAUAUCAACGUAGAUGAACAGCACUUUGUUCAAGGAAACGAUUCUUUGAUAAUCAAAGAUACUAGCGAAUCAGAUUCGGGAACAUACACCUGUAUGGCUGUUACAAAACUGGACAAUGCCACAGCUGAAAUUUCGCUCAUUGUACAAAACCGUCCAAAUCCUCCGGCAAUUAUUUCACUGGCAUGUAAUGACAGGGAUGCUGAGAUUUCCUGGGAGAACAAUGGGGAUCAUCAAGCACCAAUUAUACACUACAUUAUAGAAUACAGUUCCAAGUCCGAUCCUGAUAAGUGGGACAUACUUAAUGAUGCAAUUCCAGUCACAGAAACCACUUUCAAAGUAAAGAUGGACCCAUGGGCUAAUUACACAUUCAGAAUAAAAGCUGAGAACAAGAUAGGUAUUUCAUCACCUUCUGAACCAUCAUCUGUAUGCUCCAGUGCACCCGAUGUACCAUACAAGAAUCCUGAGAAUGUAACUGCUCAUGCAAUCACAAAAUCUAGAUCCGCAUCUCUAGUUAUACAGUGGGAAAGUAUGCCAGUAUCAGAUCAUAAUGGACCAAAGUUCCACUACAAUGUCUUUUGGAAAGCAAACACCCUAGAAGCAACAUGGGCAAAUCAAAUCAUCUCAGAUUGGGAGAUAGAAGAGCAUCAGGUUCCUAAUGUACCCCAUAAUACCCAAUUUCUCAUCAAAGUCAUUGCUGAAAAUGAGGCAGGUCCAGCUUGGGUGGUUCCUCAGACUGUGAGAUGUGACAUUCCAGCAGAUAUUCCCACAAAAAAUCCAGAGAAUGUGACUUUUGAGGUCACUGAUGAAAGACCUCCAACUUUGAAAAUAUCAUGGGAGCCAAUGUCAGAAAUUUACCAUAAUGGUCCAGGCUUCUACUAUAAUGUAUCAUGGAAAAAAGAUGGAGCAGAAUCAUCAUGGCAAACUGAGACUAUUUCAUAUUGGGAAACAACAGAGAAUGCAGUUCCCAGUGUACAACCAUUUGCAAAAUACCUCAUCACAGUUAUCGCUGCAAAUGAACUCGGUCCAGCUGAACCAGCUGCUGAGCCUAUUACAUUCUCCACUCCAGCUGAUACCCCUUACAAGAAUCCAGAGAAUGUGACUAUUGAUACAAUCACUGAACCUAGACCAGCUGCUUUACAUAUACAAUGGAAGCCAAUGUCAGAAUUGGAUCAUAAUGGUCUUGGUUUCUAUUACGAUGUCUCUUGGAAAGCAGACACACCAAAAUCAAUAUGGGAGAGCCAAACCAUCUCAAAUUGGGAGAUAGGGGAGCAUACAGUACCUGAUGUGCCUGGUAAUACAAAAUUCCUAGUCAAGGUCACAGCUGGAAAUGAGAUAGGUGAAGCGUCAGUAGCUGCUGAUAUACUGCAAUAUGUUACCCCAGUAGACAUUCCAGCAAAGAAUCCAGAUAAUGUGACUAUUGAAGUCACUGAUGAUGAACCAUCAACUCUAAAGAUUUCAUGGGAGCCCAUACCUGAAAUUCACCACAAUGGUCCAGGAUUUUACUACAAUAUAUCAUGGAAAAAUGACAGACUAGAAUCACAAUGGCAAAUCCAAAUCAUCUCAAACUGGGAAAUACAAGAGUUCAAAAUUCCUGAUGUGAGACCAUAUGAGCUAUACUAUGUGGUAGUCAUAGCUGGUAAUGAAAAAGGCCAUGCUGAGCCACUACCUGAGCCCAUCAUAUACAUCACUCCACCAGACAUUCCUUAUAAAAAUCCUGAUGGUGUAACUGUUCAAGCUACUACACCCACAACUUCAGUGGUAUCCUGGAAACCUAUGCCCAAGACUGAACAAAAUGGACCUGGAUUCUAUUAUAAUAUAUCCUGGAAACUAGAUACUUCUGAACUAGCCUGGGAAAGCCAUAUUAUAGAGGAUGCAGAAACAACAGAAUAUACUCUGAACUUACCACCUUAUGAAAAACACCAGGUCAAGGUCAUUGCUGGAAAUACUAAAGGUCUUUGCAGUCUACCACCAACUGUGAUAGAAGGUUACUAUGAGGAAGAGGUCCCCCUUGAAGCUCCUAGCAAUCUAACUCUUGUAGAAAUUCUAUCACCAACCAAAGCAAAUAUAUCAUGGAACCGUGUGCCCAAAGCAGCAUUGAGAGGCAAUUUUGAAGGAUAUAAGAUAGAAAUUUGGCAAGAGUAUAAUGACCAAAAAAAUAACAUGACUGAAAUUAUUGUAGAACAAAACUUUGAUAGCUACAUAAUUGAUAAACUGACUCCUAAUGUCAGGAAUAAAAUCCGUAUCAACGUUUUCAAUGGAAAGCAUGCUGGCCCCUUCAGCGAUGUCUUGGAAAUUAAUACACCAGAGGGAGUUCCAGAUCCAGUUGAAUCUUUAGAAGCAACCCCUCUGGGAAGUACAGCACUUUCUUUGAUUUGGAAACCACCAUUGAAUACAAAUGGAAAUCUAACAGGGUACAAAAUUUACUAUCAAACAGUUUCUGGAGAUGAGUUGGGUCCACUGCAGGAACGCAUACCACAAAUCACAAAUCCCAAUCAAACCAGAGUUAGAUUAUCUGAUUUGGAACCAGACACUGAUUAUACAAUCAUCAUACAGGCAACAACCAAUGCUGGAGAAGGAGAAAAAUUUUUAAUCAAACAAAGGACAGGAAAUUCCAGCACAUCUCUAAUAAUUCCAGAUUUUCAACUAGUACCUGUUGAUUCGGAAAACUUUACAUCAGUAAAAAUAGUAUGGAUGCCAUGUGGUGAGAACAUUGACAUGAAAGACUGUAGUAAUCAAUCAAUAGGGUCAGGAUUUCGCAUAGAUUAUGGAUUUGAAGACAAUGUUGAAUUGGAAACGAUAACGGAAAAAAAUGCAGACAGCGUAAUUAUAAGUGAUUUACAGCCAAACAAGGAAUACAAAUUCCGCGUUAGUUCAGUUGAUGGUACCUUGGUUUCUGAAUCUAAAAUGAAAUCAUUUGAAACAACAAACCCCUCAGUAAGUCUAUUUGACUUACCAGCAGACUCUGCAGAGAACCCCACAGCUGAAGAACAAUCAUCUGACCAACAUGAAGGAACUGUAGAGCCACGUAAAGAGGAAAUUUCAACAACAGUAGAAUCAUCAGACUUUUCCAAAACUAAGACUGAAGAAACAAAAUCAGACUCGGAAGCUCCAAACAUAGGAUGGAUCAUUCUUAUCCUUUCAAUUAUAGCUCUGGUGGUCAUUGUUAUUCUAAUAUUAGCAUAUCUCAAGAAACUAAAUCAAGGGAAUAAAUACAUUGUUCGCGAACAAGAAAUUAAAAAUGGGAGACCAGAUUGCCUUGAUGAUCCUGAUUAUCAGGAAGCAGUGCAACUGUUAAAUGAAGAUAUUCCAGCUGACCCAAAAUCUGAUUCAACUCUCAAACUAGAUAAUGAUGGUAUGGUCACAAUCCCAUUGAAUUAGUCCACUUCUCAAAAUGAAGUAAGAUUAAAUCCUGAAAGUAUUAGAUUUCUCUUUUCUAUUUAUUUUUUUUCGUUUUUAUAUUUUUGUUUUGAAUUUUUAAAUUUUGAUUUUUCUAAAUGUUGAAAUAGGUUAUUAUUUAAUUUUUUUUAAAUAAAGGUUGUAAAAAUGUG